Cladocopium goreaui is the source of this 969-nucleotide messenger RNA. The record is from the annotation of a GenBank genome assembly. NCBI's taxonomy places the organism in Eukaryota, Dinophyceae, Suessiales, Symbiodiniaceae.
AUGGCUCGUCUCGUCCUUGCGCUGGUUCUGGCUGUGGCCGAUGCGAAGGCCAACGCCACGGACAACGCCACGAACGCCACGGACGCCACGGCCACGGUGCUUAACCAAGGUCUCAAGGUACGGAGCAUGUCAAGCAGCAUGUCAAGGCCAGUGACGAUUCUUCACAUCAGCGACACGCACAGCAUGCAUCGUUCCACUGGAAACUUGCCAGAUGCGGAUAUUUUUAUUCACUCUGGUGAUGUGGCCAAAGUCGGCAGUGACAGUGAGCUGGGCGAUUUCAAUCAUUGGCUCGGCACUAUCAAACACAAGUACCAACACAUGCUGAUCAUCUCUGGCAACCAUGAUUAUUGGGACACCAACUGGCGCAUGAAUCGUGGCUGGCUGUCCGCAUCUGAAGCUCACAGCCCAAAUUAUUUUCAGAGCAAGAUCACCAAUGCCAAAGUCCUGAAUCACGAGAUGGCUGAGGUGAUGGGCCUCAAGAUUUGGGGCGCUGGAUGGCAUCCUCGUCGUGGGGAUUCCAGGUCCGGAAACAACUAUGCCGACAUUCCGGCAGGUAUCGACAUUUUGGUCACGCAUGAAGCUCCCUUUGGCAUUUUUGACAUGACCGGUGGUGGACACUGGGGCUCCAGCCAUGAGCUCCUCGGUGCUAUCUACCGCGCCAAGCCCAAGGUGCAUCUUUUUGGCCACAUCCAUGAGCAACGGGGACACUGGGACAGGAACAACGACCAUUUUGAGGGCGGCGUGGAGUAUCGUCCCAGUCCCCACACCGGACAAGUGUUCCGCCCAAAUGGGCCACCAGCCCAAAACUACCCAGUGGAGGUGGAAUCAAACAACGCCAUGGCAAACCAGCCAGCAGUCGACCACAGCUGGACCGGAGUUUGGGCACCACAGCAUAUCGUGGGACGCGCCCGCCUCAUCAUUGCCAAGAAGGAAGGUGACGCCUGGCAUUUUACAUCAUCUGUGCCUUAG